CUAUGCGAUCACUCUCUUUUUAAGCUCCUUCUUCCACCUCGCUCAUUCUCUCUCACUCAUCUCAAAAUACCAAACCCAAUUCAUAAACAAUGGGAGAUCGUAAACGCUCUUCUCCAACAAUUGUAUCCAUAAACGAAGCUUCUCCAAACGGAACCUCCAUUUCCAAGAAACGAAAAAUCACUGCAUCUUCUUCGCACUUGCAUCACCAAACUAUCACGCCUGUAACUUCCGUGAAUUCCGCUUCCACGGUAGCUUCCGACGAAAUUUGCUCGGAUCACUCUCCGCUCCCUUGUUUCAGCUCCAGCAACGUCGUUAAGGAACGCGACGCAACGGUGUUAGAUCCGGAGCUGAAAACAAAGGGUUUCGAAACGGUAGACUCAAACGCAACGAAACGCAAUUUGAAGUCGUUCAGGGAAGAGGAGAUAGAUGAAUUCUUUGCAAGGUUCGAGAGGGAGGAACAAAAACGGUUUUCAGAGAAGUACAACUUUGAUAUUGUUAGAGAUGUGCCGUUGGAGGGUCGUUACGAGUGGGUUCGAUUACAUUGAAUGUCAUGAAUGAGAGAAAGAGAGAGAAUUAGAGUGCGUGCGUUUUUAGUUUUAGAGUCUGAGUCAGAAAAAAGUUAUGGAGGGUGAAUUAGGGGAGAGAAGAGGGUGAGGUAGUUUUGAGAAGAGAGUAGUGGUGCCCACUGGAGCAGGUGACGAACCGGUAUAAGGAAACUAACCUGACACGAGGUUAAUGGAAAUUGACCGUGCAAUAUAUGAGAGACGGUGAUGCAGUUGAAUAAUGGUUAGGAUUUUGUACAGCUAUAAUUGUAUAUGUAACUGCUUAAUUUAUUUCUCUUUAGGUGGGAUCAACAAGGUAACUUUUCUGCCCAUAGAUAGAACAUUCAGGUUAAUUAUAUGUUAGAGUGGCACUGUAUCUAUUUCAGUGUUUGUUUCCGGUACAAUAAACAAGUUUUACAUUAUCCAUUACUAUGGGAAAUUCACUUGUAAUUUGGUACUAGUAGUAAUUUUUGGUGCACGUUUUCUCUA
Vicia villosa (hairy vetch) is the source of this 1031-nucleotide messenger RNA. Its product is annotated as cyclin-dependent kinase inhibitor 6. Lineage: Eukaryota; Viridiplantae; Streptophyta; Magnoliopsida; Fabales; Fabaceae. Gene Ontology annotation, molecular function: cyclin-dependent protein serine/threonine kinase inhibitor activity. Gene Ontology annotation, biological process: negative regulation of cyclin-dependent protein serine/threonine kinase activity. The transcript is spliced from 4 exons. The coding region runs from base 90 to 545 and encodes 151 amino acids. The record is from RefSeq and is a predicted model, not a curated record. Gene Ontology annotation, cellular component: nucleus.